Telopea speciosissima is the source of this 957-nucleotide messenger RNA. Its product is annotated as cullin-4-like. Gene Ontology annotation, cellular component: cullin-RING ubiquitin ligase complex. Lineage: Eukaryota; Viridiplantae; Streptophyta; Magnoliopsida; Proteales; Proteaceae. Gene Ontology annotation, biological process: protein ubiquitination; ubiquitin-dependent protein catabolic process. Bases 1 to 957 code for a protein of 318 amino acids. Gene Ontology annotation, molecular function: ubiquitin protein ligase binding. The record is from RefSeq and is a predicted model, not a curated record. The transcript has 2 exons.
AUGUUGGACACGAAAUUGGCAUCUGACGACAUUUUCAAUGAAGUUGCCGCAGAAGAUGAAGAAGUUGGCAAGUUUGAAAUCGGUUGGUGGAAAGCUCUUCCAUUGGCGACAAGGUUUCUUUUAAGAAAGAGUGCAUUUAUUGAUGUAGAGAAGAAGAUGAUUUAUAUGCUGGAGAGCAAAUUUGGCAGGGCAUUUUCAUAUACAAUUAAAGGAAUUUGCAAGGAUAUUGAGUACUUCAAACAUUCAUCCCAGACAAUGGAAAUACUCCUAAGGGGUAUUGAGAUGAGUGUCCUUGUCUUAACAAACAGCUUCUGGCCUGCAUUUCGAUCCAUGGAUGUUAGGCUUCCACACAAGCUUAAUGUCUGUCAGGACAUUUUCAACGAGUUCUAUUUGGAAAAGCACAAAAGGAGAUGUUUAACGUUGAUAAGGUCACUUGGUCUUUGUGUCCUGAAGGCAAAGUUCCCAAUAGGUGAAAAGGAGCUCAAAGUGCCACUAUUUCAGGCUAUCGUUUUGAUGUUUUUUAUUGAUGCCCAAAAGCUUAGCUUUCAAGACAUCAAGGAUUCUUCAGAUAUUGAGAAUAAAGAGCUCAGAAAGACUCUGCAGUCUCUUGCAUGUGAAAAAUUAUGUGUACUUCGAAAGAUCCCCGUAGGCAGAAAUGUGAGGGAUAAUGACUCAUUUGUUUUCAACAAAGAAUUUAGUUCCCCACACGACAACAUAAAGGUAAAUCCAAUCCAAAUGGAAUACUUUCUGAAGGAGAAUACAAAUGCUACUACACAAGUAUUCGGCAAUCGUAUAUAUCAGGUCAGAGCAGCUAUUGCCCGAAUAAUGAAGAAAAGGAGAAAGCUUAGCUUAACCGACUUGAAAACUGAGCUCCUCCAGCAGAUAGAGGAGCUCUUUGAACUGGAAUUACUGGAGCUGGACAAGAGUGAUCUGCAAAUAUUGCACUAUCUGACUUGA